AACUACUGAACUUUCAAUUGAUGACCCUUGUCUUCAUCACUUCUACUUCCUCAAAACACUCUCUUUCAUCAAGUUCCCAUUUUGAUCCUUCUCCCUCAUGUCCAACUUCAAACUUGAGUCCUGUACAGUUGAAACUUCUGAUGGGGUGAAGCUCCACGCAAGAGUGUUCAAACCCAGCGAUGAAAAGGACUCAAAAGAUGACAACUUGGUGAUUGUUUUGGUCCACCCUUACUCAGUCUUGGGCGGCUGCCAAGGCCUCCUGAAAGGCAUAGCUUCAGGGCUGGCUGGUAAGGGUUAUAGGGCUGUGACUUUUGACAUGAGAGGUGUGGGGAAGUCCACUGGAAGAGCUUCUCUCACUGGCUUUGCUGAAGUUAAGGAUGUGGUUGCUGUCUGCAAAUGGGUCUGUGAGAAUCUCUCUACUGAUAGGAUCUUGUUAGUGGGUUCUUCUGCAGGUGCACCGAUUGCAGGCUCUGCAGUUCAGGAGAUUCCGCAAGUUGUGGGCUAUGUAAGUUUGGGGUACCCUUUUGGUAUGCUAGCUUCGAUCCUAUUCAGCCGACACCAUAAAAACAUCCUUGAAACCCCAAAGCCGAAGCUCUUUGUUAUGGGAACUCAGGACGGGUUUACCAGUGUAAAGCAGCUGAAGAACAAGCUGAGUUCUGCUGAGGGGCGAGUAGAAACUCAUCUAAUUGAAGGAGUAAGCCACUUCCAGAUGGAAGGCCCUGAAUAUGAUGCCAAGAUGGUGACUCUUAUCCUUGAAUUCAUUGCAUCAUUGUAGUACUACUAUCCGCCACUUCUUGGAGAAGUGCUUGUGCAGAAUUGGAAAUUAAAUGGUUGGAAUGCAUCUUCUUCACCAUGAAAUAUUAGGCACUCAAUCCCAGUUAUAUUGGUUUUAGGAUGCAUUAGUGAAUGUUUCUAUCAAAAGCACUUUCAAGUAAGAAACCAUUAAGAAGUUUUUAAUGUGCGAAUCAAAGACUAGCGACUAGGUGGUUUUGGUUUUUGCAUUUUGUAAAACUAGCGAUUAGACACAGGUCUUUAGUUUUUGGUUCGCAUGUUAAGUUUUCAUUAGAGAAUGACUUACUAUUAUCAUUAUGUAUAUAUGAAAGUAAUUUCAAUCAUUUGAAAAUAACUCGAACCUUUUAACA
Molecule: messenger RNA, 1142 nt
Organism: Pistacia vera
Lineage: Eukaryota; Viridiplantae; Streptophyta; Magnoliopsida; Sapindales; Anacardiaceae
Exons: 3
Coding region: 98-775 (225 amino acids)
Molecular function (GO): hydrolase activity
Source: RefSeq, a predicted model, not a curated record